Chinchilla lanigera (long-tailed chinchilla) is the source of this 2076-nucleotide messenger RNA. It is a transcript of the gene Guf1, whose product is annotated as GUF1 homolog, GTPase. Gene Ontology annotation, cellular component: mitochondrion. Gene Ontology annotation, molecular function: GTPase activity; mitochondrial ribosome binding; GTP binding. Lineage: Eukaryota; Metazoa; Chordata; Mammalia; Rodentia; Chinchillidae. Gene Ontology annotation, biological process: positive regulation of translation. The record is from RefSeq and is a predicted model, not a curated record.
UGCGUCAGCGAGCGCGCCGGUGCCCGGCGUCCGCCCGGUAGUGUAGGUGACAGCUGAGGUCAUCUCCACGGGGUCUGAGUCUUCCUGUGCGGCCUGGCGGAGGCGCGUAGGAACAAGCGCAGCCUUGAGCGAUGGCCACGCCGCCCCUGCGGACCUUCUCCUGACUGCGCGGGCCCGGGCCAUGUGGACCCUCGCGGGCCGCGGCUGCCGGCGCGAAAAACCAGACAUGUCUAAAUUUCCUGUUGAAGAUACUAGAAAUUUCAGUAUCAUCGCACAUGUGGAUCAUGGCAAAAGUACUUUAGCUGACAGGCUGUUAGAACUAACAGGAACAAUUGAUAAGACAAAGAAUAAUAAGCAAGUUCUUGAUAAAUUGCAAGUGGAACGAGAAAGAGGAAUCACUGUUAAAGCACAGACAGCGUCUCUUUUUUACAAUUUUGAAGGAAAGCAGUAUCUUUUAAAUCUUAUUGAUACACCAGGCCAUGUUGAUUUUAGUUAUGAAGUGUCCAGGUCACUUUCCGCUUGCCAAGGUGUUUUACUGGUGGUCGAUGCAAAUGAGGGUAUUCAAGCUCAAACUGUAGCAAACUUCUUUCUUGCUUUUGAAGCACAGCUAUCAGUAAUUCCAGUUAUAAACAAGAUAGAUCUAAAGAAUGCAGAUCCUGGAAGAGUUGAGAAACAAAUUGAAAAAGUAUUUGAUAUUCCAAGUGAUGAAUGUAUUAAGAUUUCUGCUAAACUUGGAACCAAUAUUGAAAGUGUUCUUCAGGCAGUUAUUGAAAGAAUACCUCCUCCUAAGGUACAUCGCAAAAAUCCCCUGAGAGCUUUGGUAUUUGACUCCACCUUUGACCAAUAUAGAGGUGUGGUAGCCAAUGUAGCACUGUUUGAUGGAGUGGUUUCCAAAGGAGAUAAAAUUGUAUCGGCACAUACUCAAAAGACAUAUGAAGUUAAUGAAGUAGGAGUUUUGAUUCCUAAUGAGCAACCAACUCUUAAAUUAUAUGCAGGACAGGUGGGCUAUUUGAUUGCUGGGAUGAAAGAUGUCACUGAAGCCCAAAUAGGAGAUACAUUGUAUUUACGUAACCAACCUGUGGAGCCCUUGCCUGGGUUUAAAUCAGCGAAAGCAAUGGUAUUUGCAGGAAUGUACCCUAUAGAUCAAUCUGAAUAUAAUAACCUGAAGAGUGCCAUAGAGAAACUGACUUUAAAUGACUCCAGUGUGACGGUACAUCGGGAUAGUAGUCUUGCCCUGGGUGCUGGCUGGAGGUUGGGAUUUCUUGGACUUCUGCAUAUGGAAGUUUUCAACCAGCGACUUGAGCAAGAAUAUAAUACUUCCGUUAUUUUGACAACCCCUACUGUUCCAUAUAAAGCUGUUCUUGCAUCAGCAAAAUUGAUAAAGGAAUACAGAGAAAAAGAAAUCACAAUCAUCAACCCUGCACAAUUCCCUGAUAAAUCAAAAGUAGCAGAAUAUCUGGAGCCAGUUGUUCUGGGCACUAUUAUCACACCAGAUGAAUAUACUGGAAAAAUAAUGGCUCUUUGCCAGGCUCGAAGAGCAGUUCAAAAACAUUUGAUGUUUAUUGAUCAAAAUAGAGUUAUGCUUAAGUAUCUCUUCCCUUUGAAUGAAAUUGUGGUAGAUUUUUAUGACUCUUUGAAAUCCUUGUCUUCUGGAUAUGCUAGCUUUGAUUAUGAAGACGCAGGCUACCAGACUGCUGAUCUUGUAAAAAUGGACAUUCUCCUGAAUGGAAAUAUUGUAGAAGAGCUAGUAACUGUUGUACAUAAAGAAAAAGCACACUCUGUUGGGAAAACUAUAUGUGAACGUCUAAAGGAUUCUCUUCCCAGGCAGCUGUUUGAGAUAGCAAUUCAAGCUGCUAUUGGAAGUAAAAUCGUUGCAAGAGAAACUGUGAAAGCCUAUAGAAAAAAUGUUUUGGCAAAAUGUUAUGGUGGUGAUAUUACCCGAAAAAUGAAACUUCUGAAGAGACAAGCAGAAGGAAAAAAAAAACUGAGGAAAAUUGGCAACAUUGAAGUUCCAAAAGAUGCUUUUAUAAAAGUUUUAAAAACACAAUCUAAUAAAUAAUUCAAAAUUUUCAUAAA